This is a messenger RNA of Octopus bimaculoides (California two-spot octopus), 3681 nucleotides long. Its product is annotated as ankyrin repeat and MYND domain-containing protein 1. Lineage: Eukaryota; Metazoa; Mollusca; Cephalopoda; Octopoda; Octopodidae. The record is from RefSeq and is a predicted model, not a curated record. Gene Ontology annotation, molecular function: protein binding.
GCAACAUCAGUUUACUGCGUUCAAAGUGAUUUAAUUGUUUAUGCAAUAAUUUACAAGAGAACAUGCUUGAAACUGACAAUUAAUCAGCUCUUUUGCCUGAUACAUCCCCAAGGCGCAGGAUGAAUUCGGAGUUACCACCUCUCUCUAGUGCAAGCAGCUUUACUGAUCUUUCUGAUAAUAAGGAGGAACAUGUUGCUGAAAUUCAUUAUAAAAGUGGCGGUGUUUACAAAGGUAUGGUUAAAAAUAAUCGUAGAAGUGGAAAAGGAAUUUUCUACUGGACUGAUGGGUCUUGGUACAAUGGAGAAUAUCUUGAUAACCAACGCUCAGGCCAAGGGAAACAGCUUUUCAGGGAUGGUAGUUUAUAUGAAGGAGAAUUUUUAAAAGAUUUGCGUGAGGGCAUAGGAACACAAACAUACAUCAGUAAGGAGGGUUUAUAUAAAGAAGAUGAAAGACUUGGACCUGGUGUUCUUACCUACAGCUCUUCAAAUCUUCAAGACGUUGGUUUAUGGCAUGGAGAAAAAUUAAUUCGGAUCGCUUUUACCGUUGCUGGGGGAUUCACUUUGCUUCAACAUUCACACUGCAUCCGUUUACACCAAGAGAAAAACAAUAUGAUUCAUAUGGCUGAUUGCUGGAAGAUAGAUACAUUGUUUGAAGAUUUGUGUCAGGAGAACACUUAUUAUGAUAUUUUGUCUAGCACACAGCUAUCUGAGAAACUGAAAAAUAUUUAUAUUGAUUAUCAAGACAAAAGCAGUUGGAAAAUCAACUGUGACAUCUUCAAUGAAAAUUUUGUUUCAGCAGCCAAAGGAACCUUGGAUCUAAAUGACAGUAGAAAAUUAUGGAAUCUGACACCAUUUUUAGUGGAAUUACAGAAACAUAGCUUAAAACAUUCCUUUAAACAGGAUCUGAUAAAUGUUAAUGCCAUAUUUCAAUACAAUCGAGAGAAAUUCUUGGGAAAGGGCAUAAUGGAGAAGAGCUCUGAGACAUUGUUAAAAAGUACAUUUACAGGAGAUCAGGAACUGGUUGAAGCAAUCCUAGAAGAAAAUAUUGUAAGCCCAGACGUUAGUGACAGAUAUGGCUUACAUUCUCUGAUAAUAGCAACAUCUAUAGGAAAUGAUGAAAUCAUUGAAUUACUGCUCAACUGUGGUGCUAAUGUUAACCAGCUUAGUGAUGAAGGAUGUUCUGCCCUUACUGUUGGAAUUAUUCACUGUUACCCGUACUACCUAUUUCCAAAGAACAUCCAAAUACAUAAACAAGGUUAUCUUCCAAACUACAGUGUGGGCCGAGAAAAUGAGAAACCAUGCAUACCUCUAUGCUAUUCAAAUAUUUUUGAUAUGAAUGAUACCCUUUUCUGGCCUGAAUCAAUAGAUAACUCUGUGGAUAUCCCUUCACAAACUUCUGCAACCAUCAUUUCUAAAGUGAUGGCAGUUGAAAACAAAAGUAACCAAUGGCAAGAGUCUGCAGUAAUAAAUACAUUGUUACCGAAAAAACAAAAUUAUCAACAAAAAGACAGUAAUUAUGUGCGCAAGUCAUUCCCAGACAAUAACAAAUCAUCCCCAAAUAUGCCUAUUUACGAGCAGGCAUCGGAUGACAGAAAUACCAAAAGUUUAACAUUGCAAACUGAUUAUGCAGGGAAUAAAGUGAUAGAUGUUAAAGAUGCAUCGGAGGCAUAUGUAGAACUUAAAGCAGAUGAAUCAGCUUCUAAACUGGAAGGGAAAAGGGGCAAAUCAGAAACACUUACUGUUCCAGGUAUAUCACUAAAAUUUACCAGCAGUAGUUCAAAAUUGCCCAAAAAAGUUUCAUUCAAAGACAGUUCAAAAGGAGAAUUCAAUAUUAACGACAACAAGUACCGAACAUGCGUUAACCUACUCCUACAGCGUGGAGCUGAUCCUAAUGCUGCUUACUACCCAUGGCCAGUUCUGUACUUUGCUAUUAGAGCAUCUGAUGUAGAAAUGGUGAGGACACUUUUGUUGAAGAAUGCAUCCACUUCAUUCAGUCUCUCAGAUGCGGAAGGAGGUGUCACUCCUCUACAUGUUGCCUGUGGAAUGCCCGGAAAGGAAGGAAUUCAAAUGACGGAAUUAUUGCUUAAUUCUCUCGCCGAUGCCAACGCAAGAGCUGCACUUGACGGCUCCUACAUGAACACUGCAUUGAGAGACGAAUGGCAAUUUGAUAGCAUAAGCCCAGAUUCAAAGUCAGUUCUAGGAGGCCGUACUCCGUUACAUAUUGCAUGUGCACGAAAUGAUAAUUAUGAGGAUGCAGCUGCUGUUGUCAAGUUGCUGUUAGAAAAGAAAGCAAAUCCAAAUGUUUCGACAAAUGGUUUUUCUCCCCUUGCUUUAGCAAUUGCCUGGGGAAACAAACUGGCAGUGGAAGAAUUAUUGAAUAAUGGUGCUGAUCCAAACAUGGAAUUAACACAUGGCGUUGGUAACAGUCUCUGUGUUGCUGUGACCACUCAGUUUGAAGAGCAAUGGAAUCUUGAAAACAGAUUUGAAUUGAUUGAAACAUUACUGAAGUAUGGUGCCAAUAUUCUUACAGAAGUCCCCACUGGAUCCAAAAGAGUGCAGUCCUCAGUAGUUGACUAUGCCCAUUACAUGUUUAAUUUGGUAUCAUUUAUUACUUUAUCACCAUAUCUGUUACAACUGGGCAUUCUGCUUCAUACUGCCAGUCUGUUAGGUGCACUCACCCCCUCUACUCCCUCAAUGGAGUACUACUCCAGCAUGGCCUUGUGGUUUUCAAGGAUCAUUAGAAGUAUUAUGCGAACAGGUUAUCUUUCUGAAGAGGAAGUUAAAAAAGGAAAGACCCUUCAUUUUGCGGAUAUUGAAGAGGAAGGAGAGCUAGACAGCGAGCAAACUGGGUUAUCUGGCAGAAAAUUAAAUUUGAAGCUGAUAAUAUUUAAAGCUAUUAUUUUUACUUUCAGGCAAUCAUCAGUCAAGUAUUGUUACGACUGCUGCAGAUCUGCACAUGUACACCUGAAGACAUGCACUCGCUGCAAAGCCGUUUCCUACUGCAGUAAAAAGUGUAAAUCAACAGCAUGGUCAGACAGGCAUAAAGGCGAAUGCCAAGACAUAGCUGAAAACAGAAGAGGAAAGAAGAAUGCAGCUGAUACACAUGACACAAAGGAUAAAUAUGGUAGAAGUCGGAAAGCUGGUAGAGAUGGUAAAACUGGUAGAGAUGGUAAAACUGGUAGAGCUGGUAAAGCUGGUAGAGAUGGUAAAGCUGGUAGAGAUGGUAAAACUGGUAGAGAUGGCAAACAUGCUAGAUUUGCUAAAACUGGCAAAGCUGGUAGGUUCGGUAGAGCUGGAAACAUUGAAAAAAUGGGUAGAGCUGGUAGAUUGAUAUGCUUAAUGAAAGGCAAAUUUAUAUCCAAGGCGCUUAUGCCUGAUCGAAGUGACAUGGUAUUAAACAGAGAAGAAGUAUAUGGAAGCAACUACAGCCACAACUGAGUGGGAAUCUUACAUGAAAAUCAGCAACAUUUUUAUAUUUCAUGUUAACUUGAGUUGUCUUUAGGUUCAUCUUUGUUAUUGCAAUAGCAGAGAGCAUGUUUCAGUACAUUAAAUUGCUUUAAUAAAGGAAGAAAGCAAUAGAAUAAUUUGCUCAAUGUUUAAAAAGAGAGAGAAUGCAGAAAAAUGAAAUAAAACAAAAUAAAAAGAACAAAAAAAACAAAACAAAAAAAAAUAUCAAUUCUCA